Molecule: messenger RNA, 498 nt
Organism: Aphanomyces astaci
Lineage: Eukaryota; Oomycota; Saprolegniomycetes; Saprolegniales; Verrucalvaceae
Exons: 1
Coding region: 1-498 (165 amino acids)
Source: RefSeq, a predicted model, not a curated record
AUGCAGUACACAUUUCCUGAGCAUGAGCUGACGCUCUACUUGGCGAAGUUGGCCGAUGGCGAGUGGUUGCCAGGCGACGCUGCCACGUUGGUUAGACUAUCCAACGGCCAUUUGGACGAAGAUAUCUCGAAGUACCUGAACCCUUCCAACCGGAUGCUCGCCGCGAUGGGGCUCAACUAUCACAAACAUUUUGGCAUGGAAGUGCCACCCAGAAACGUAGUCCAUGUCUUGGUGCGUGUUCCAUCCGCGCGAUGGGAUGAAGUGCGUCCACAGAAGAAGCACAAGGUGUCGAGCACGGAGGCAGUCAAAGGCGUGCAAGGCGCGACGUCCAUCCCUCCUGAUGUGAUCGCAUCGAUUCAGGGGGCACUGGGACUCUUCCCCUCCCAGAAGUUGGUGGUGGCGUUGGACUGGGCAUUCACCUCAUCGAGCCGGAUUUCCCCAAGUGGUUUUUCAUGCGACAGGCGGCAAUGGACGCCAUCAAGACUUGCAACGCGCUAG